Molecule: messenger RNA, 1395 nt
Organism: Trichoplusia ni (cabbage looper)
Lineage: Eukaryota; Metazoa; Arthropoda; Insecta; Lepidoptera; Noctuidae
Exons: 4
Coding region: 125-1306 (393 amino acids)
Biological process (GO): protein ubiquitination
Molecular function (GO): ubiquitin-protein transferase activity; zinc ion binding
Source: RefSeq, a predicted model, not a curated record
UAAAAAGUUAUCAUACUUGGGCCGGCUACGAACAUUGACAGACAUCAAAAAUGAUGCGUCAAAUGUUGUAACAAAAAAAUUUUAGAAAUUACAAAACUAAAAAUUCUCUUAAAUUUUCAGUGAAAUGCCCAAUACGAGGCGUCGGAGGUUCUCUGUUCAGAAUGAGAUCGCCGGUAGGGACGCAAAAUUGCAAAAUGGCUUGCAAUCCAGCCACUCCGACUCCGAUUCAGAGAUAAAAGUGAUGACCAAUAACUUCGUUGCAACAAAAUCUUCUAAAACAAAACAUAAAAUGUAUCCGAACAGUUCAAAAAACUCUACCCUAGAAAUAGUCGCUGAAUGUGAGAGUGCAUCAUCAGUGAUGACGGUCAAAAAACGUUCCACAUCAACAAUGGACAAAGACGUAACAGCUAGUUCAAGUAACAUAGACCUUUUCAACAUGCUAACUGCUACAGAGGAAUUAUCUGCUGAUCGGAUAAAGGGACCAGUUUCUACUACGAUCGAACCGCUGAAAAAAAGAGAUGACAGACAAUUAAAUAGAGAAAGGACACCCCUGAGGCGAGACAAACACCCGCGCCAACAUCGUAUCAAAGUGAGAAGUCCCAAACGUCGAAUGCCAAUCAUAGAGCAGAAUAAAGCCGUUGAUACGAAUCGACGUAAUACUGCUACCGGUGCUAUAAAUUGGGAACAAGAGUAUGAGAUUUACAGUUCAGAGAACGUGACUAAUAUAAUUGACACGACAGAAGAUGAAGAAAGGACGAGUACGCAUUCUUUAGAUGAUAUGUGUCGCAUUUGUCACGGAGGAGAUGCACUAUCGCCAGAACUCGGGCGCUUGAUAUCGGCAUGCUCUUGCCGCGGAACCGUUGGUAGGGUCCACGUGAAGUGUUUGGAGCGAUGGUUGACUGAAUCGGGAAAAUCUAGAUGCGAGCUGUGUGGGACCCGUUAUGCGACGAGACGCGUGCAUAGAUACGGCGUACCGAGAGCACUGGUUAUGUGGGUGUUGAGCCAAAAUGCUAAACAGACCUUCCUUGACUUACAGUUGAUGGUGGACAGUCUCGGCAUAAUGCUGAUGUCGCCGCUCGCCGUGCUGGCCGCGUGGCUGUCAGGACGCACGCUAGCCGGCCUGAUGACGCAGGAGAGCCAUGUGACGCCUUGGCCCUUAGCCUCGACCUUCGUACUAGCUUGCAUGACGCUUGUCUGCUACUACUGCUGGAUAGUAUCAGCUGCAACCCGUCACGCGCUCGGCUGGUGGAUAUGGUAUCGAUCCCAGUACGAAGUCAGGCUUCAGCUUCAAGAUAGCGAGGAAUAAACCUCGUUCGCAACACUUAAAUUAUUUAUAAUAGUCAAUACGUACCCCAAAUAUGUUUUAACUUUAUAAUAUAUAUUGUCACACAGAAA